This is a messenger RNA of Adineta ricciae, 2169 nucleotides long. The record is from the annotation of a GenBank genome assembly. NCBI's taxonomy places the organism in Eukaryota, Metazoa, Rotifera, Eurotatoria, Adinetida, Adinetidae.
AUGACGCUCAAACAGCUGAAUCAAGAAUUAGUUCCAUAUGAAGCCAAACGAAAACUAUGUGCACGUUACGAUCUGUUUCUUGCUGAUCGUCGUAUUAUAACGGCAUUGAUGCGUGGUCAACUACUUGAUUUUAAACAACGUUUAAUUUCUUUGUGUUCUUCAACGCUUGGUCGAAUGGCCGGCACUGGACCUUUGUUUUCUAUGCAAUUCACCAAUGUGAAACAAUCAAUUGAUCAUGGAAUGGAAAAUCUGCAAGCCGUUUGCCAAGUUAUCGGUCAAGAACUACCCGGCAGUUGGUUAAAUGUUGAUCACGCUUAUUUCUAUGGCAAUAAUCUACAAUCUUUACCAAUUUAUUACAGUUCACAUACGAAAAAUGACGUGAAGAAAUUGAAUGUACCGUCGCAUGAUGCCAAUGCAAUGACUCAAAUUGGUGAACUAUCAACCACGGACAAAAAUCUUAAUGUCAUUGUUGAACCCAACGGUAAUAUACAUCUGACAAAGCGAAAGAAAUUGAACGAGAAUUAUAAGAAGAAGAAAACUACGAAACGUUUACAAAAGACAUGGCUUCAAGGUGGACAACAAAAAUCUUCAACUAAAACACCUAAACCCAAAAAACAAAAGAAUGUCAAACAAGCGGAUGAAACACUUGAUUUCAAUGCUGAUGGUAAACCAUUAGUUGACGCGGAAUUUGUUAACCGUGUCAAUAAAACAAAGCUUGCGAAGAAGACUGAAAAACCAAAACAUGUCGAACAAAAUUAUGCAAGUAAACCGGCGCCAAAAGCCGAAAAACGAAAACGUCUUUUAGCAACUGCGAAACAAGUGGCAAACGAAAAGGAUAACGCUAAUGAUGAUGUUCCAACACUGGUAGCAGACGACGAAGAACGUAAGAUAAAAAGUGGUGGACGAAAAUCACCAGUUAUCCUGGCUCAAGAAAAUACUUAUAGACGAAACAGUUCAGAUGAUGAACUAUCGACGAUAAUGGAAGACGUGCAAAUAUGCGAUCAACAGUUCAUUAAAGGUUUUCCUUCGUCUGCAGGUCGAGAUGAACUGAUUUCACCAAGAGGUAGACUGGUCCAUCGAGAACCACCAGUAAAUGUUGCUGCAGUGUCUCCAUUAUCGAAAGUCGAUGUUUUGUUACCGAUUGUUGUUUUUGCUUGUAAUCGGCCACGUGCUCUUCAAAUGCAUAUAGAAGCAUUACUCAAGAUUCGUAAAGAUCCACAAUUAAAUCCAAUUAUCGUCAGUUUGGAUUGCAAUGAUCCAGCCACUAUUGAAGUUGCAAAAAAGUUCGGCGAUAAAAUCAAACAAAUAAUCCAGUUACCUAAUCUCGGUCCCCUUCAUAUUGUACCCUCGGAACAACAAUUGGUUGGAUAUUACAAAAUAGCACGUCAUUACAACUAUUCGCUCAAUUAUGUUUUGAAUGUUUUAAACUAUGAAGCAAUUAUUAUCACUGAAGACGAUUUAGAAGUGUCACCUGAUUUUCUCAAUUAUUUUCAAGCAUUAUAUCCAUUGCUUAAAGUCGACAAAACAAUAUGGUGUAUAUCAGCAUGGAAUGAUAACGGGAUCGAUAAAAAAAUUGAGCGGAAUGCCAGUCUCCUUCACCGCAGUGACUUCUUUCCAGGUCUUGGCUGGUUACUCACAAGAACGUUUUUUAAUGAAGUUAAACACAGAUGGCCAAGAGCAUUUUGGGAUGAUUGGGUGAGAAAACCUGAACAACGACGUGAUCGAGUGUGUAUUCGACCAGAAGUUGCGAGAACAGGAAUAUCACCUGAAGGGAAAAGAGGUGUGAGCGGAGGUCAAUUCUAUGAUAGUUAUUUGAGAAAAAUAAUUAAAAAUACGGAUCCAAUAGAUUGGAAAUCGACUGAUGUUACUUAUUUGAUCAAGGAUCGAUACGAUCCAGUUUUUGAAUCUCGUAUCAAUGCUUGUCCUGUGAUGACUAUAUCCGAUUUAGCUGCAACUAUUGGUGAUAUGAAAUGCGCUCAAAUUCGUUAUGGUAAUGAGAAAGAAUUUGUUGCUAUUGCUGACACACUCGGGAUUAUGAACGAUUUCAAAGAUAGUGUUGCUCGAACAGCGUACCGAGGUGUCGUUCAAUGUCGUUUUGGUAGAGCAAGAGUUUAUGUUACUCCAAAUAAAAUCGCUUCGAAAGGUUAUGGUAAUCUUACUGCUGCGUAA